This is a messenger RNA of Pogonomyrmex barbatus (red harvester ant), 5920 nucleotides long. RefSeq names its product solute carrier family 12 member kcc (gene kcc). The record is from RefSeq and is a predicted model, not a curated record. Gene Ontology annotation, biological process: potassium ion import across plasma membrane; chloride ion homeostasis; potassium ion homeostasis. Lineage: Eukaryota; Metazoa; Arthropoda; Insecta; Hymenoptera; Formicidae. Gene Ontology annotation, cellular component: plasma membrane. Gene Ontology annotation, molecular function: potassium:chloride symporter activity.
CGCCACCGACCCCCUCGCAGUAGCGCGCGCGCGGCAGUCGACGUUUUCUGCGAGGGAAAGCCGCCGUCGUGCGAGUCAGCAUCGGGCGAUCGUUGCGCGCUCGGCACGUUGAAGCGCGAUCAGCGUGUGAGAAGAACGAGCGAGAGAGAAAACGGAAGAGAGUGACAGGAGGUGAGAGAAGGACGGAGGAGGAAUGAGGCUGGAAACGCGCGACGAGUGAGGGAGGACGGAGGGAGAUUUCGUCCAGGAAGAGACGCGCAAGGGUGGUGACCCGUGACUUCGCAACGCGCCGGAGGAGGAAGCAGCCAGUACGUCCGACGCACCGCAGGUUGUACUACUGCGCUCAGCCCAGUAGCAACUGUCCGCGCUCCAGUCAGCCGCGGCGCAGUAGCUACGGUCCACGUUAAUCAGACGCGCGCUGCGCUCCCGCUUUCUUCCUGCGCGCCGUCUCGCCGUCUAACCUCCCCGGUGCUGUCCCAGCCGCGGAAACGCGUCGCGGCAUCGACUAUCCUAACGAUCGAUCACGGAUAAUAGUCUCCGAUCGUACGUGGGUGCGUCCUCGAGGAGUCGAUCCUCUGUCGAUCCUCGAGAACUCCUCGUUAAGCGACUGAUAUCGAGUCUCGAAGAAAAUCCAGAGACGUGACUCGAUCGCGCGUAUCUGUGUGUAUACGUGUGUUCAUUGUGCUUAACGCAAUCGCGAUCAGCGUCAAUCAGCGAGGAGGUAUUCCUCGGUCGGUGAGAGCCGCGACCGACCGACCGACCGACUGAUCGAUCGAACGUACGUACGCCAGCGCGCGUGAAUCCAGCCGAACCCAGUGAUCUCGUGACCUUGUGACACCGCCUGCGAGAGAAGAGGGGGAAAGGGAGGAAGAGAUGCACCCGCUGAGAGACUGAGAGCGCCCGCCUCGCGGCCGUACGCCGAUCUCGCCACCCGUGUCGCGCGUCGACUCCUCCCAGAUCGCGAGAGGGGUUGACAAGAGAGAUCGAGGCGGAAAAGUAAGUCGCGCCAAGUUUGGCGAAUCGUGCGCGAGGAGCGCCCUGGUCGCUUCGCGAGUUUUCGCGUCUUUCUCUCAUGUAAAGCGGGAUUUCGAAAAUCGCGAGAUCGAUAUCGAGCGCUGUCAACCUACCUGCGGUACGUAUCUGAGAUUUUCACCAUCGGUCGUUAGAACAACCAUAACAGCUACGAUCUGUGCGAUUGCGAGGUGCCGCGAAAUAUAAAGCCCAAAUCAUCUAGAUCCUCUAGAUCUCGAUCGCACACCGAUUUACUUUAUGAUUCCGCUACUCGGCUAAAUUAUCAUUCUGAAAAAUUGAGAGGAUCGAUCGACGAAAUCGAUCGCUUUGAUCACUUUUUUCUGUCAAAAAUCUCGCGAAACAAGAUUCGGAAACGAUCGUCGAUCAUCGAUUUCGAAAAAAUCAGCAUCGUAACAGUCGUUCUCGCGCGUAAAUUAAGUUAUGAUAAAAGUGCAAUUUCGUCUAAGGCUCAUAUCAAAGUAAUCAGUACAGAUAAGAAGUAAUCGACGAGGGGAGAUAUCCUGAGAGAAGGAUCCUGCGGCGAUCGGAACAGAUCCUGCGAGUCGCACGGGGAUCGGAGAAAUCGUGCACGACACUGAGCUUUGGGUGGCAGCUGGAAGAGGGGCCUCGUAUUUCCCAUCCCCCCCCAGUCGGUGGAAAAUCGAAGACGUGUUGAAACUACCAUGAGCGAGGGCACGCCGAAGUCGCAGAUCAAGAUCGUCGUGCCCGAUGGUUCGCCAGCACGUCCGCAAGCUGGCGAUGGAGGCGGCGCAGGCGGAGAUGGCGAUCCUAUUGUCAGCGGUACCAAUUCCGAGAAAAGAUCGGGAUAUGAGACCAAUCUAUAUCUCUACAGUGAGGAGAUGGAGGAUCGGCCGCGAAUCUCGACGUUGCUCAACAGCUUGGCCAACUAUAGCAACACCAUCCCUGCCGCGACUGAUCCGGACAAACCAGCCCCGCCUGCGGGGGUGGCGCGGAUGGGUACUCUCAUAGGUGUCUACUUGCCGUGUAUCCAGAACAUCUUUGGCGUGAUCCUCUUUAUCCGGUUGACAUGGGUAGUCGGCACAGCCGGCGCCAUUCAGGGUUUCUUCAUCGUGCUUUGCUGCUGUUGCGUUACGAUGCUAACAGCAAUCAGCAUGAGUGCCAUCGCCACCAACGGCGUGGUGCCGGCCGGUGGUUCCUACUUCAUGAUUUCGAGAAGCUUAGGCCCGGAAUUCGGCGGCGCGGUGGGUAUGCUGUUUUACACCGGUACCACCUUGGCUGCUGCGAUGUACAUCAUCGGUGCCGUCGAGAUCGUCCUCACUUAUAUGGCGCCGUCGCUCAGCAUAUUCGGCGACUUCACGAAAGACGCGAACAUUAUGUACAACAACUUUCGAGUGUACGGCACUGUCUUGCUGAUGAUAAUGGGCACGAUUGUCUUUGUGGGCGUAAAGUUUGUUAACAAGUUCGCCACCGUCGCACUGGCCUGCGUCAUUUUAUCCAUCCUCGCUGUUUACGUGGGGCUCUUCGUAAACUUUAACGGGAGCGAGGCUCUCAAAUUAUGUAUACUUGGCAGAAGAUUACUAAAGGAUCUCAAUGUUUUAACCGAUUGUAAUAAAAACGUCAGCGGCGUUUUACAUAAUAUUUAUUGCAACGGCACGAGAUGCGACCGAUAUUACCUCGAGAACAAUCUUACCAUUGUUAACGGUAUUCGCGGCUUGGCGAGCGGUGUAUUUCUAGAGAACAUAUGGGACAGUUUCCAAGAGGAGGCUCAGUUAAUCGCUUACGGACAUGAUCCGAAGGACAUCGACGUUCUGUCGGGAUCGAGCUUCAAUCAGGUCCAGGUCGAUCUCACUACAACCUUCACUAUUCUCAUCGGUAUAUUCUUUCCUUCCGUUACAGGUAUUAUGGCGGGUUCCAACCGAUCCGGUGACCUGGCUGAUGCCCAAAAAUCCAUUCCAAUCGGCACGAUCUGCGCAAUCGUGACGACUUCCACGGUUUAUCUGUCCAGUGUCCUACUAUUUGCCGGCACUGUUGACAAUUUGCUGCUACGCGAUAAAUUCGGGCAGAGUAUCGGCGGCAAGCUGGUAGUAGCGAACAUGGCCUGGCCGAAUCAGUGGGUGAUCCUGAUCGGCUCAUUCUUAUCCACUUUGGGUGCUGGCCUUCAAUCUCUCACAGGAGCGCCGCGAUUGCUACAGGCGAUUGCUAAGGACGGUAUCAUUCCCUUCCUAACGCCAUUCGCAACCAGUUCCAGUCGAGGCGAACCUACUCGCGCUUUGGUGCUCACUGUCUUGAUUUGCCAGGGCGGUAUCCUGCUCGGCAACGUGGACUAUCUAGCACCAUUGCUGUCUAUGUUUUUCCUUAUGUGUUACGGUUUCGUCAAUCUCGCCUGUGCCCUGCAAACACUGCUACGCACACCCAAUUGGCGGCCACGUUUCAAAUAUUACCACUGGAGCCUGUCGUUCCUCGGCUUGGCUCUCUGCAUCGCCAUCAUGUUUAUGACUAGUUGGUACUACGCACUGCUGGCAAUGGGUAUGGCUAGCUGCAUUUAUAAAUAUAUCGAGUAUCGCGGCGCCGAAAAGGAAUGGGGUGACGGUAUUCGCGGUCUAGCGUUGUCCGCUGCCAGAUACUCGUUGCUCAGGCUCGAGGAGGGUCCACCGCACACGAAGAACUGGCGCCCACAGAUCUUGAUCCUCGCCAAACUUACCGAUGACUUGGUGCCUAAGUAUCGCAAGCUCUUUGCCUUUGCCAGUCAACUCAAGGCUGGUAAGGGUCUCACUAUCAGUGUCAGUUGUAUCCCCGGUGACUAUACGCAGAAUUCGGGUGAAGCGCUAGCAGCCAAGCAGAGUCUCAAGAAGACCGCGGCGGAAGAAAGAGUGAAAGGUUUCGUCGAUGUUCUCGUUGCAAAGAAUGUUGUCGAAGGGCUGAGCUCACUGAUACAAAAUACCGGGCUUGGCGGCUUAAAGCCUAAUACAGUGAUACUGGGAUGGCCGUACGGCUGGCGACAAUCGGAGGAGGAAAGAACCUGGCGAGUCUUUUUGCAGACUGUGAGGAGCGUUGCGGCUGCAAAAAUGGCAUUGUUGGUACCCAAAGGCAUAAACUUCUUCCCAGAUUCCAGCGAAAAGAUUAUUGGCAACAUUGAUGUCUGGUGGAUUGUUCAUGACGGUGGCUUAUUGAUGCUACUACCGUUCCUGCUGAAACAACAUCGUACCUGGAAGAACUGCAAGAUGAGAAUUUUCACAGUUGCGCAGAUGGAAGACAAUUCAAUACAAAUGAAGAAGGAUCUGAAGAAAUUUUUGUAUGACUUGAGAAUCGAGGCGGAAGUGGAGAUUGUCGAAAUGACAAAUACCGAUAUCUCCGCGUACACAUACGAACGCACUCUAAUUAUGGAGCAAAGAAACCAGAUGCUACGCGAGCUGCAAUUAAAUAAGAAGCAAUCACUUGGAGUGGUGCAGUCAUUGGUGGACUUCAACGAGGUACCCGCCGAGGAAAAAUUACCUCUGGUACAGGCGAUCGUAGAUCACCAUCACAACGUGGAUGCCAAAGUGCCGACGAAAGUGAGAUUCCAGGAGCCGGGUAAUCAAAGUACGAAUGUGACCGACGAUACGAAGCUAAUGGAAACCGAAUUAAACAACAAGGAGGACGUUGCUGAGGAGCUAAAUGAAAAGGACGAAGUUAAAGAGAACAAUGACGAAGAAUCAAAGCUAAUCAGUAGCUCGCCCAAGGCGGAAAACAGAGAGAAUACUGAGAAGGAGGCAAAGGGAGCAAUGGAGGCGAAAGAAAAUGCAGCUCAGGAAAACAAAAAUCAAAGUCCGGUUAAGAAACCUACAAUUACACCCGACGAGGGUGACGUGAGACGUAUGCACACUUCGUUGAAAUUGAACGAAGUAAUCCGCAAGAUGAGCAGUGAGGCUCAGUUAGUCAUCCUAAAUCUUCCUGGUCCGCCACGGGACACGAAGAUGGAGCGUGAAUCUAAUUAUAUGGAAUUCCUCGAGGUGCUCACCGAAGGCUUGGAACGAGUAUUGAUGGUGCGGGGUAGUGGACGAGAGGUAAUAACCAUCUAUUCGUGAACUGAAGCGACGGGAAUUGAUGCCGCUGCCUUGCGGAAGCAGAGCUCUAGUUUACUUCUCAGUGACCUAAACGACACUACCCUAAGGAACAUACUGCUCUUGUGCCAUUGUCUGCGCAGUCACUUGCGUUGCGCGCUCUGAAAGUCAUUGAAGAGAAGAAGAUGAUGACGAUGAUCGUUCAUAUUGAACACGGAAGACGAAGUUUCAUUGAAACCGACUAAUUAUACGGACCGUAACGACCGAUCGUCGUUUAAUAAUGAAGCCAAAAGCGAUGAUGCCAAAGGAUAGAUUUUCUUUAAAUGAAUUUCCGAACGUAGAACGCGCGGGUUUUUGUGUCAGGUACGUACGCAUCGAAGGCGUCGUAUACGGCAGCAGACUGUUCAGAUUUAAACUCGACAAACUUGUCGAGCUCAUCCGAGCUCGCCGGGCAAAGCAUAUUGUAUUGGUAUCUUUCAGAAAUCGCCGGUACAAAAACUGUAGCUCAAUAACACGAGUCCCGAGUAAACGUCACUUCGAUUCAAUUUCUUGCAACCGACAGCUAAAACGAAAAAGAGAACAAAAGUAAAAAGAGGGAGGGGAAAAAAUAGAUAAAAAUAUGAGAAUCAAAAUUUGGUCCGAGGCUAAGGUCGAAGCAUCUACGAAACCACUGCCAGACUACUUUCUAAAUGCUUCGCGUUUAACCAAAGACGCGAGAGGCUCAUUUUUCUACAUGCAUUGUCGUUAAUAGGGAAAGAAUAAGAGUAGUAGAUAUGUAUAUAAUUUUAUUGCUUAAUAGGUGACUCUAGAGUAGCCUAGAAUAGCGCUGACUUUUAUUAUGAUUAAUAAAUAUAUGUGUGUAUUUGAUAAUAGAGAAAGACGACGAA